AUGUUAGGCUCAAGAUCUUCUGAUAAUGAAAUAUCAAAAAGGGAUAUACCUUCCUUUAUUGAACCACGUCCACCUUUAAUAUCAAACCCUUUUAUGAGGCCUAAACCGCAGAAGGGUACAAACUUAUUGGAAUUAUUUGAAGAGGAUUCAGAAUGUGAAGAACCUGAAUUAGUGCAAGUUUAUCUAAGAUUAAAACCGUGCAAUAAACUUAGUAAUUUAUAUGAAAUCCGAUCUGACCGGUGCUUAAUAACGUCGUUGGAUACCACAACAGCAGGACAUGGAAGGCGAACUCAGCAUAAUGUAUCAAAAAUGUACACUUUUUCCCAUAUUUUUGGACCAGAUUCCGACCAAAAGGAAAUUUUUGAGCAUGUCGUAAAAGACAACUUAAAAAGGCUUCCAGAAGGUCACAGCUUUACUCUUCUUACAUAUGGAGCAUCUGGAUCAGGAAAGACCUAUACCCUUAUGGGUACAGUAUCGUCACCAGGCUUAGUGCCAAGAGCACUAGAAUAUGUGUUCAAAGUUGUUGAUGCUUCUCAAACUCCAGAAUUUAAACCAGCUGAAAGAGGUGCCGAUAGACUGAAUUAUGCUGAACAAAACUAUGAGUUACAAUGGAUAAAAAGACUAAGACAGAUAUCUGCACCCUUAAGGGAGAAAUAUCGUAGAAUGAGUGCUCAGUUAUUUGGUGACCUUACGUCUAGUACUAUAGACCUCUCUAACAGAAAAAGACAUUAUGUUUGGGUUUCAUUUAUAGAAAUAUACAAUGAAGGCAUUUAUGACUUACUAGCUCCUGGUGAUAGGAAAAAUGCUUCCAAACUUGCCAUAAGAGAAGACUCCAGUGGCAAUGUUUAUGUCAAGGGAGCAACACAAACAUUUGUCAAAUCUGGUGAAGAGGCAUAUGAUGUGAUGGUAGCGGGCAAGCACAACCUGCAAGUAGCAGCCACGGGCAUUCAUGCACAGUCUUCCCGUUCCCAUUGCAUAUUUACUAUCACUAUGCUCACUGAGACUGAGGAGGGCGUGCGGUCGUCGUGCGUGCGGCUGUGCGACCUGGCGGGCUGCGAGCGCGCGGCGCGCACGCGCAACACAGGCGCGCGCAUGCACGAGUCGCGCGCCAUCAACUCGUCGCUGCACGUGCUCGAGCGCUGCCUGCGCACGCUGCGCAAGCGCGCGCCCGCCGGCCCCGCGCGCGCGCACCUCGUGCCCUACAGUGAAUACCAUAUUUAUGAAUGCCGUCACAUCCCCGUCCCCAGGGAGUCGAAGCUGACGCGGUUGCUGGGCGCGGGGCUGUCGGGGUCGCGCGGCGAGGCGGUGAGCAUGGUGGUGACACUGAACCCGGCGCCCGAGUACGCGCAGGAGACGCGCCACGUGCUGCAGCUGGCGGCCGUGGCCAGGGACAUACAAAUUAACAAUACCUUAGCAGAAUACCCGAGUUCUUUUGAAAGCAGUACUCAAGACACAACCAUCACUUGCAGUACAGAUUUGAUGAAGCUAAGAGCUGACAAUGAACGGCUACACUUUGAAUUACUGCAAACCCAAUCGCGUGUGAAGGAGCUGCAGGCGUGCAUGGAGGAGCGGCAGGCGUCGGUGGCUCACACCAUGCACGAGGUGGUGGAGGAGGCCAAGUCCAUGACCAGGGAGUACUACGAGGCUCAGAUACAGGCGUUGAGAGAGGAGAUGGAAGAAUUGAUAGAGGAAUAUGAGAGCAGAUUAAAUACAACUGACCGAACCUCCGACGGAGAUACGCUCUCCCACGACAUGCAACUCAAGAUUAAUCAACUGAUGACCGAAAAUGCCAUAUUACAGGAGAAAUAUUCGGCAGAGAAGUUAGCUCGCGCCCGAGCCGAAGAAGAAGUGCAGCAUUUACGUGCCUGCAUCGAAGAGAGAGACGAAAAAAUUGACGAAGAAAUAGCAGCAAAAGAAGAUUUAGUAGAUUUAUCUGACAGUGAUAAUAGCGAUGAUGAGGACCCGUGUAAUGAGAGUCUGGAACCGACAUUCAAAAAAGAGGAUAUAAACCGCUCUAAAAUGAUACAACAAAGUGCUAUCAUAGAUCUAAACAGCUUGGACAGUCAAUAUUCAGACAAUAGUGAAUUAGAGAAUACAGGAGAUACCCUCAAAGACGAAAUAAAUACGAGCUAUGAUAACGACUGUGCAUACGAAACCGGGAACGAUGCUAGUAUAAAUAUAAGUGAGAGUUUUGAUGAUAAAAAUAAAGAUUUGUCUAUUGCUAACGAAAUUGUUGCUGGUUUGGUAGGCAAUAAAGAAAUAAAACUGUCAAGGGAGACAUAUUGCGUUGAAAGUAAAGUUGAUGAUUAUAAUGAUAUGAAAAAAGCUAACGCUUCAAAUAGAGCUACGUACUGUGUUGCAAGCAAUAAAAAUGACGUCACAAUGGAUGUUAGCUAUAAAGCGCUAAAUUGUAAUGUUUCUAAGGACAGUUUGUUAAACGCAGGUGAUGUAGGUGACGAUAAACCUGGCGCGUUUAUUAAUAAUAUUAUUAGCUCCAUCAAAGAAUCUAAUCGAAGUUAUAGCAAUAAUUCCUUAGCAUUAUUCGAAAGAUUAGAACAAGCAUCGAAAACCGAUGCAGAUACAAAACGUGAUGACGAAAAUUUUUUCAACUUUAAAACGCUCAAAGACAAACGUAAAUUGUUUGCCGAUGAAGGUACGCCUAAAUCUCCAGAAACACCGGCGACUGUUGUCAAAUCCAAAGACAGGAAAUUUUAUUUUGAUAAUAUUGAUGCUUCAAUUAAAAUUAUCGAUAACGAGACGAAAAUCGAUAACGAGGGGAAAAUGAAAAUCGAUGAUUAUAGAUCACCGUCUAUCGUAAAGGAGGAUCUGACUAAUGAUUUUGAGCCUAGCAUGAUUAAAAAAUUGUUAGGACAAAGCGUAACAAAACAAGCUGAUGCAUUACAAAAAGUUAAACUUUGUGAGAAAAAAUGUCAAUCUAUGGAUUUAUUUGAAGGUCUUGAUUCCCCACAAGUACUAGUUAAACAGCAGGAUGAGGUCAUAGAAAAUGUUAGAAAAUCUAUACAAAGUGUUGAUAUAUCCAAAAAGAAUGAUACCAUCCCAACUGAUGAGACUGAUAUAGACAUUAAAAAUAAUGAAUCAAUAGAAAAAGAUGUUAAAGAAGAAAAUAUCGUACCCAAAAAAGAAGACAAUUUAUGCUACAUAUAUGUAAAUGUAAAUAAAAUAAACACAGAUAGUGAAGUAAAAGAUACAAAUAAAAAUGAUGAACAAGUUAUUGCAGUAGAAGACUUAAAAGUAUCUGAAGUCAAAGUGAUCCAAAAUGAAGCAAUCAAUAAUGAAGAAUCACGAGUAAAUAGUACCAAGUCAGACAACACGAUAGACGAAUUUGAAAAUAUAUACAAGGAUAUAACAGCGCCGAGAGCGACCGAAUUUGAUUUACUUGUUUCACAAGAAAUCAGAGAUUCUACAGUCGAUAAUAUGGAUACUACACAUAAUCGAACAGAAAGUGAGGAAGUUAAAUAUAAUUUGAGACACAAAUCUAAAAUGGAUAUACCCAAAACUGAAACUAGACGUAAGAAGAAAGUGCUAGAAACUUCUCCACCGAAAUAUGAGAAAGAAAAACCGAAGAAAAGAAACUUACGACUACGACGACGACAUAACGCGUCUGAGAACAAUUUAGAUUUGGAAAAAGAUGAAUCAAAAGAUAAAGAUUUAGAAGAACAGGAUGAAAAAAAUAGAGAUAUGGAAAAAGCAAAAUUAAAAGAUAUUGUUAAUUUACAAAAUGAAUUUUCUGAUGUAACCCUAGAUAAGGUAGCUCCAAUUAAAAACUUUAAAGACAUUCCGUCUCCUGAGAAAAAUGAUAACGAAAAUCAACCACCAGUGCUCGGUGUACAGAGCUGUCCAGCUAAAAGUACUCGCAAUAGACGCAAGCUGUUCACACCGCGGCCGGAACCUUUAGAAGAAAGUAUGGAGAUCGGCGGCAGCAACGAACGCCUACAUGUACCAAGACCUUCUUAUCACAAACAAAGAGUCAGACGGAAGCUU
Brenthis ino (lesser marbled fritillary) is the source of this 4002-nucleotide messenger RNA. NCBI's taxonomy places the organism in Eukaryota, Metazoa, Arthropoda, Insecta, Lepidoptera, Nymphalidae. The record is from the annotation of a GenBank genome assembly.